Messenger RNA from Lethenteron reissneri (Far Eastern brook lamprey), 3555 nucleotides. It is a transcript of the gene RETSAT, whose product is annotated as retinol saturase. The record is from RefSeq and is a predicted model, not a curated record. Gene Ontology annotation, molecular function: oxidoreductase activity. Lineage: Eukaryota; Metazoa; Chordata; Hyperoartia; Petromyzontiformes; Petromyzontidae.
GGCGGAGUGCUGCCGACCGCGGCAGAGUCCGAGGAGAGCGAGGAGAGUGGUCCCCGCGGUGCCGCAGCUGCCGCCUCGCUCCCACGGGUCGCGAUGUCGCUGUGCGUGAUGUGCGCCUGGCUGCUGCUGCCGCUGGCGCUGCUGGCGCUGCUCGUAGCGCUCGGCGUGGUGCUGCUCGCCAGGCACGGCGUGCUGCCUUUCGGCGCCUCCGCCGAGCACAACCCGUUCAAGACGGACACGCGGCGCGAGCCCGCGGCCCUGACCAUCGAGAAGGAGGCGCGGGAGAAAGUGAUCCGCCAAGGAUUUGUGGAGAGCCGCGUUCCGAAGCAGCUGGAUGCCGUGGUGGUGGGAAGUGGCAUUGGAGGACUCACAACGGCGGCGCUGCUGGCCAAAGCUGGGCGUCGUGUGCUGGUGCUGGAGCAGCACACUCGUGCUGGGGGCUGCUGUCACACCUACCAGAAAAAGGGCUUUGAGUUCGAUGUAGGGAUACACUACAUUGGGGAGAUGCACAAGAACUCCGUGUCUCGUACACUCAUCGACCAGCUGACGGACGGGCAGCUGCAAUGGGUGGAGCUGGACGAUCCGUUCGACACGGUGGUGUUCGGAGACCCCGCUGCCCCGCGCCUCGUCGUGCCGCUCUACAGUGGGAGGCGCCGCUUCUGGGACGAGCUGCACGCCGCCUUCCCCAAGGAUACAAAAGCAAUUGACAAGUUCCACUCCCUCCUGCAGGAGGUGCGCAAGGGGUUUCUCUAUUCACCGCUACUGAAGAUGCUGCCUCUGUGGCUGUCCAAGCUGCUCAUUCGCGUGGGCAUCAUCGACCGGUUGACCUCCUACUUCCGUCUGUCUUCGCGUAGCCUCUCCUCUGUGCUCGCCGAGAUUACCGACAAUGCAGACCUUCGUGCCGUCAUGGCCUACAACUUUGGGGACUACGGUUGCCCUCCCAAGGACACAAGCUUCGUGAUGCAGGCGAUCCUCAUCAACCACUUUGUGCAGGGCAGCUGGUACCCGGUGGGGGGCGCCAGCGAGAUCGCCAUGCACAUCAUCCCCGUGAUCCAGCGCGCGGGCGGCGCCGUGCUGGUGCGUGCGCCCGUCUCGCGCAUCCUGCUCGACUCGGGCGGCCGUGCCUGUGGAGUGAUGGUGAACAAAGGAGGCGAAGAGGUGCAGGUUAAUGCCCCCAUGGUCAUUUCGGACGCUGGCAUGUUUAACACCUACGAGGUUCUGCUUGCGGAGGAGAAGCUGGCAACUGCAGGAGCUCGUGAGCAGCUGAGUCGACUGCAGCACGGCAUAGGAGCCUUCACCGUGUUUGUAGGACUCGACGGAACCAAGGAACAGCUCAAGUUGAAAGCUGCUAACGUGUGGCUGUUCAAGGAGAAUGACCUCGAUGCCAGCUUCAGCAGGUUCAUGGCGCUCUCCAAAGAAGAGGCAGCUGAGGCGGAUGUCCCCAUGCAAUUCAUUUCCUUCCCCUCUGCCAAGGACCCCUGCUGGGAGCAGCGCUAUCCUGGAAAGUCCACGCUGGCCAUAGUGACGUUUGCUCCCUACGAGUGGUUUGAGGAGUGGAAGGAUGAGCACGUGAAGAAGAGAGGGGAGGAGUACAUGACGUUCAAGAUGGCCAUGGCACGGCGCUUGUUGGACAGUGCCACAGACUUGUUCCCUCAGAUCCGAGACAACAUUGAGUACAUCGAGGCAGGGAGUCCACUCUCCCAUCAGCACUACAUCGCAUCCCCUCGCGGGGAGAUUUACGGCAUCCACCACAACCUGCCGCGCUUCAGUGCUGAAACCACAGCAGUUCUGCGUCCGGAGACCUCCAUCCCCAACCUGUAUCUCACAGGCCAGGAUGUGUUGACCGCAGGAUUUACGGGAGCCAUGUUCGGAGGUCUGCUGUGCGCAUGGCGUGUGCUCAACCGCAACAUCUACUGGGACCUCCUGUCUCUGCGCAACAAGAUCUCGCCCAGGCAGCACAGCAAGCAGGGCUAGUGCUCCAUGCCCUGCUUGUGCACUGCCAUCGAGGGAAAUCCCUUUUACAAGUGGCCCUGCUCUCUGCCUCUCUGGUGCGCAUACGUGCGCAUGUUGAACGCCUUUUGCACAGUUCGUAGCCAACCGUGCUACUCGGAGGUGCGGGGGAAGGACAAGAGAAGUGAGAUUCUCUUCCUCACACGAGGUCACAGUGAUCACCAACACGACUUGGAAAUGAAUGAAACAUGCCUCUUCCCAUUGUGAGGAUAAAUUGGCCUUCCUAAGCAGCAGCCAGUUAUGAAAAUGUUCAGAUGUUUCUACAUGAAUUAUCAAUGCAGGACCUGGUUUACGAAUGUGUUUAAAUGUGCACCUUAACGCAUUGCUGAUCUAUAUAUCGUCUGGGUAUAUGGAUAUCCAGAAAUGUGGUGCUGUGAUUAGAGUAUGCAGCUGAAUGGGUUUGUAAAUUCAAAUCUCGGGUGGAGGUUAACGCGUCCCAUCCUCUGGGGCCACCAGUGGACAUGAGCAACCCCUCAUUGGUUGUUGGUGCAUGGAGAGGACUGGAAAAUUCAAACCAGUUGCACAAGACGACCCAUGAGAUUAGAACUCCAAUAAUCUGUGUUGAAAUGGGGAGCAAGGCUAUAUUGCAGACCCGGUAAUCCGUGCUGCAGCGCCUCGGUCAGACUUAUAAUCUUCACAAAGAAUAUUUACGCUGACCCAGAGUGCCACGGAUUAUGGGAGAAUUGGCCGCAGCGAUUUUAUUAAUCCGCAAAUACCUUGCCAAUUCCUGAGAAAGUGCAGCACACGACUAGGUGAUAAGAAUUUCGAAGAUCCAUAUGGCGCAAUUAUGCUAUGCGCGUCUCUUGAUAAACUAAACAAAUCAUGUUGGCAGAGUUAGUCUAUGCCACAUGAACAAAAACACAAUCUUAUCCCUGCAUUUCCCCAGGCGCGAUCUCUGUCCAGCUCCACAUUAGCCCCUCCCUGCGGAUCGUGGUUUGCGAACCGGCAAAGUAUCCGGUGCCGUAUCUCGCCGAUCAUGGGAGGAGUCGUGAUCCACCAAUAAUCCAACUACAAUUUACAGACGUUCGUGUAUUAUUGACAGUGCACAAAUGAUUGUUUUUUCCGUAUAGACGUUAGCCUCCUACUGGAAUAAGUUGGCAGGAUCCUCCUGAAAAAGUGCCUUGAUUGAUGCAUUCCUGGGUAAGAAAGUGUAAUAGUAAUCAUUCGUGAGUGUCCAAGUCAGAUAAAAGCACGGGCGUGGCUUUUUGAUGACAACUGGGGGUCAACUUGGAUAACUCGAUUAAUCGUAAUAAAGCAACCAGCUAUCACGUGCGCAAUUUGUAAUCGGAAGAUUGCAAGUUCAAAUCUUAGUUGGGGAUUGACUUGGAUUGACUUGGACCAUCAUCCCCCACCUCUUGGCUCAAUAAAGUGAGUACCACUUAGUGGGUGGUUGUCCAAUGAAUCGUAAUCAAACAGGAAAUCUGUAGUUCUUACAAUGCAAUUGAGUUUUUACUAAUGAUUGGUUUUGCUGUCUAGAUUUUUAAUAUUUAUCAGAUGUCAUGAAUUUUCCACACCAUACCCAAAUAAAAACGAUUGGAAAAUCUA